AUGCCAUACAUCAAGAUCAACAUGGUCUACACUGUACUGACGAAGACUGUUGCGCUGACCAAGAACCACAACGACAUGCCUAUCAACAUUCAGCAGGGGAUCGACAUUGACUGUCAGGACAGCCCUGAACAGAGAGAAGUGAUACGGGCAUGGCUGAAGGAGAGAGAUGAUCUCAGAAACUACACAAAAGGCGUGUUCAAUCCACGGUUUGGCAGUCUGUUUCGGACAUACCACAAUCCAACUUACUUCACUCGACGCCUGGCCCGGUUUGCUGACAUGUACAUGUCGAGUCUGACAAACCUGCUCCACUACUCAGUAGACCACUCCUUCUACCCACACCGAGUGUUGCUGCCACACGAACCAGGCCCCUUCUCCAAGUACUGAGUGGAAACAGUACAC
Messenger RNA from Haliotis rufescens (red abalone), 399 nucleotides. RefSeq names its product 5'-nucleotidase domain-containing protein 2-like. Bases 1 to 384 code for a protein of 127 amino acids. The transcript has 3 exons. The record is from RefSeq and is a predicted model, not a curated record. Lineage: Eukaryota; Metazoa; Mollusca; Gastropoda; Lepetellida; Haliotidae. Gene Ontology annotation, molecular function: 5'-nucleotidase activity.